Anastrepha ludens (Mexican fruit fly) is the source of this 2757-nucleotide messenger RNA. RefSeq lists its product as uncharacterized. The record is from RefSeq and is a predicted model, not a curated record. Lineage: Eukaryota; Metazoa; Arthropoda; Insecta; Diptera; Tephritidae.
UUUAAAAUGUGUGAAAAGGUUUUCAAUCUUAAGAAGAGUUGAGAGAGGGGCAUUUAAUAUUUUUGCAUAGCCUUAAAUGGAGCCAAAAAUUAAAUUUGCACUUUCAAAUUAUCAAAUUUUAUAAGAGUAAAAAAAUUUUCAUUAGCACUAAAAUCUUCUCAGAGUGGCCUUUUUUAAACUUCUUUUGUAUAAUAAUACAGUUUUUUUUUAACCUAAAGUUUCGCUAGCCGUAAAUUAAAAACAAAAAGAAACAAACACCAAACUUAAAAAUUGUCGCAUUUUCGGUAUAAAAAAGCACUAAAUUUAUUGCGAAGAGCAAAUGGUUGGCAAUACUGCACAACUCUGCAAACGUGACGUCACGUACGCUCUGAUGGGCGCAAUCUUCUUUCUAUCAUUCUUGGGUAAUAUGGAGGAAGUUAUUGAAGGAGAUAAGAGUCAGCGGCCUGACGAGAAAUGUAUCUUAGAGGAGGAACUAGCCAGGCCAGAGGAACCUUCUUGUGGAAACAGAAAAACAGCUUGACAAAAUAGAAACAUCAUUAACGAAAUCUGCAACCAAUCAUGAGAGCAAUGCCCUAGCGCAGGCACCGGAUCCCAAAGAAGCAAAAAUAUGCGUAUCUGGGGGAAAAAUUCAAGUGUAUGGUUACAUGAAAAAGAAGGUUUUGAGCCAUUUAGAAGAAAAGGGUUGUAGCCCUAGAAGCCUUGAUGAAGUGAUUACUGCUUCGAAAUUUAACAAACAGUAUACUCGGGAAAAUAUGAAGUAUAAUUUUCUCGGUAUCUAUUCAUUUAAAUCGCAGUUCGCAUAAAUGGUAGACUAUAUGAAUCAGCGUAUCGAGAUGGCUGAAACUAAUGUACAUGAGGAGUGCGGAUCACUGAGUUUUAACAACAUAGCAUUUAAAAAAUGGAAUUUGCCAGAGUUAUGCUCAUAUGAACCUGGCUUAGUUAUCAAUGCAAUAGCGAACAAAGAGGAUCUUCCUGAAGCAGAAGAGCUAGAGGGUGUGGACUUAAGAUCCGUCUACAAAUUCAUAGGAAAUGCAUUAUUUGGAUUGCCUCCAGCUAAAUUAAAUGAGAAAAGUGCGUAAUUUUUCCCCAAUGAAUUUGAGAUUCUUGUUGGAGAAGCCAAUACGAAUGUUGGCGAUUGUGCGACAAUGCUCCUGAACAAUCGAUUACAAAACUGCAAGGAGCUGCCGUUUUGCAGGGAGAAAGAAAAAAGUAGCAUCGACGCUUUAUGUCUAGAGGAUGAACAGAAAUUUACUCAAUAAUGAAAGGCGGGCACGCUCUGCAUAUUCCAAAUAAAAUAGGGCUAUACUAAUCUGUAUUUUAUAUUUUUUGAAUUGGUGAUUUUGUUCGUAAAGAUUAUAAUACCAUUGCAAAUAAAAAAAAUUAUUGUAAUAUGUUGAUAGAAUUAAAACGCACCACUUUAAAUAUUUGUCCACAUUUAUUACACACUCAAAUAUUAUUCCGUACUUUAAAAGAGUUGACACAAAUUUGUAUAUAUGAAUGUAGUAAUUUUUAUGUUAAUUAAUUCCUCUUAUUCUUUGUUACAAUAACCCACGCCGAUUUACUUAUCACUUGCACGUGUUUAAAUUUACGCCUCAAAAAGAUUCAUUCAACCUUUAAAUGAAAUUGCUUGUUGCAUGUAGUUUACUUAAAAAAAAGCUAAACUGAGUGUUCAGAGUUUUAUGGAGUGUUGUAAAAGUGACAGAUAACAUAUUUUAUGUUUUAUUUUGCAUGUACACGUGAAUGUGGAUUUUAUUUGACAAUUAGAAAAACGUCAAAGUUUAUGUGGGUUCAAAAUUCUUUCUUUUUCGACGGGUUCAAUUUUUUAGCUAAUUGAGAAGGUACAGUUUUUAGUGUAAAUUUUAUUAAGUAAUUAAACUACAUAUUUUACGACUAGAAGUACAUAUGUAUGUGUUACAUAAGUGUUAACAUAAUUCUGUAAAUAGUUUUUAGUUUUAUAAAGUAGUUUGGCUUUGUUGUAAUAGACUGCAAUAACCAAGUUGUUGCUAAUUUAAGUAAGGUAAAGUACUUUGCGGUGUGAUUUGUGUAGUUUGCUUUAGUUAUUUUUGGCCUAAGGAACUUCUUCUUGGACAAGUCCUUCGGUAGAGCACAUUUACCAUAUAAGAAUAUCUAAAACAUACUAAUACGCGGAGUGUUACACCACAUUCCAUAUCUGUUUAUGCAUAUUUGUAUCUAUGUAUGCACUAUAUAUAAUAUUAUAAUAUAAUAAUUACACUAAAGUAGUUUGUAAAAAUAAUAAACUGCUUACAAAAUUUGGCAAUUGCCCUUGACUGUAGCAACUCAUUUUUGAUUACUAAAAUUAAUAAUACAAUUUAUUUAUUUAUGUACGCGUUACAUAUGCAAAUAAGUUAACUUAAUUAAUUCAAAUUCAGUCGUGUUUGAGCUUUUGCUUUCCCCUUAUACAUUUUUAAUACAUAUGAGUAUGUAUGCAAUUAAUAUAUGGUUGUAUGUACAUAAAAAUAUGUGCGUUUCUAAUGCGAAAGAAAUUUUGUAAAGUACAUUUUUUAUAGCAAUCAAACAAAAAGGCUUCAGACUAAAAAAAACGACAAAUUGGAUGCAUUUUUGCCAGCGAUAGGACUUAAAUGCAUAAUUUUUCCUUUGUAUGUUUGCUAACUAAUAAAUACUUGUACGAAGAAGAACCAAUAAAUAAAUUAAUAUAUUAUUUAAAAACCUUUUACGGCCUGAAUUAUAUGGCAUGGGCUUGGACAAUACGAUUUCACCCUAUUGGUCUACUCUCUC